ACAUCGCCUGCACAUCGUUAACAAGACGGACCUUCGUGGUUUGACUCCGGUGUGAUGGCGGGCCACGGCGAUAACUGUGAUUUUGGCGGUGGUGGCCGCAAUCUCGGUGGAGGUGGACGCGAGUAUGGAGGGCAUCGUGAUUAUGAAAGAGGAGGAUACCGCGGAUACGGGAGCGAUCGAGGGGAUAGUGGAGACAGGGGACAUGAUGGAGACCGUAGGGCUGGAGGCGAGCGGAGCUUCGAUCGGGGCCUUCGGAGAGGUCCUUUGAUUUGCUUCAAUUGCGACGAGCCGGACCACUAUGCCAAUCAGUGCCCACAUCUGAGACGGAACGGGCACCUGCCGACGUGGACUAACCGGGGGGGGUCCAGUCCUCCGAGUAGACCAAGCCUUAGCAGGUGGCAACAGUCAGACCCGUUGGAAUCGAAGGUAGCUGAGAUUGGGAAGAGUGUCGCUGCAGUGUGCCGAUUCGUAGAAUUGGAGCAGCAGAAGAAUGCGGCUAAGGAGCGCAGGAAAGCUGAGAGGAAAGAAGCUGAGGAACGGGCUGAGGCAGAACGAGCGGCAACCUUACUUAGCAAGCAGAAGAAGGAGGAGAAAGCUCGUAAGGAAGCCGAGAUCAAGGAAGAACUGCACAAGAGUUUGGAUGUCAGGAUGGUUGUACGGGUUGGUGAAUUACGGGACGACGUACGUGAGGACGUCCGACAGGAGAUUCGUGAGGCGAUAGGAGAAUUGUGCUUGGCGGUAUCUCGCGGCAAGCAGAAGAAAGUGGACCCCGCGGUGCCGGCGGAGGGGAGCAGCGCUAGCAGCAGUGAGGCGGAGGAGUUGAACCUGCUGACCCGGAGAUUGAGUAUCUCUGAGAAGAGAAACCGUGGACCGGAGGUAGUGUUUGAAGGCAGCCCCCCAAUGGAGGUGCCACCUAAGCGCACGCCGAAACGGGGGUUGCGACCGACCAGGAUCUCAGGGAGGUUAACGAGGUCCAAAGCGCGUAUGCAGAAGACCAUCACACCAAGGAAGAUGUCGCCGUCCAUUCGUAAAAAUAUUCCCGCAGCCAUCGGGAUUGUCGGAAGACUGAAGUUUGAGAAACGAGUGUUGAGUGACCUCAAGAACCUGGAUGCUCUUGUCCUGCAGAAUAUCUGCAAGGAUGAGGGCAUACCAUAUAAUGGUAAGUUUGAAGCCAUAUUUGAUAUUGCAGCACAUCGUACACACGUGGCGUAUGGUACAAACGAUGACGAAGAUACGACCGAGACACCGGUGGUGUGCACCGAGGUACCCGCCGAGGCUGAGGAAGUCGAUGAAAAUGCUUGAUGCAUUUUCAGUAUUGCUGACUUGUGGUGUAUCGUUCACUGCCUUACGAACUUGCGUUCUUUACUAG
This is a messenger RNA of Chara braunii, 1369 nucleotides long. NCBI's taxonomy places the organism in Eukaryota, Viridiplantae, Streptophyta, Charophyceae, Charales, Characeae. The record is from the annotation of a GenBank genome assembly.